UACGAACCAUCCAUCUCCUCCUCCGUCUCCUCACAGGCCUCCGUCUUCUCCGAGUCGUGUUCCAUCUCAAGCUCAAUAGCGAGCUCCGUCUCUGACGACUUCCGACUCGGCCAUGAGGAGGCGAGGGACAAAGCCUGCGCUCAACUGCAGAUUCAAAGCCAAUUGUCUCUCGACGACACACACACUGCCGCCGCGCCAUCACAGGCCGACUGCCCCACCAAGGCAUGGGAUCCACCGGCUCCAUCGUACGCCGACGUCACCUCACUGCCGCAGGAGCAACGACAAAAUCCCCGGAGGAGUUUCGGCACAAGGAACCAGAAGCCUCCUGCACUCGUUCGACAAGAUGAUCGAAAGAGCAAUUUUGUCGAAUCACUCGUUGACUCCGCAACUCAAAUGGUUGAGGUGAUCUGGCCGCUCUCGGUCGUUCCCUGCCGAGGCGAGGCCGCCAAUGGUCGCGGCGUGCUCCCGCUACGCACCUACAUUGAAGAGACCUUGCGCCGUUCGCGGACAAGCUACUCGACGCUGCAGGUCGCGCUAUACUACCUCAUCCUGAUCAAGCCGUUUGUCCCGAAGAACGACUUCACUCACGAGCAGCAAAUGGACUGCCCGGCCAGCCGUGCGCUCAUGUGCGGCCGACGCAUGUUCCUGGCUGCACUGAUCCUAGCAUCGAAGUACUUGCAAGACCGUAACUACUCCGCCAAAGCGUGGAGCAGGAUGUCGGGCCUCAAGAUCACGGAGAUCAACACUAACGAACGAACCUUCCUCAGCAAAGUCAAUUGGAAACUGCACAUCCCCGAGCCCAUCUUCAAACGAUGGGCGGAGAUUGUGAUCAAGCACACGCCCAAUCAUCAACCGCCAUCGCCCGGGGCUCCUUUCAAUCUUUCCACAUUAUCGUGGAAGAGCAUUGUGCCGUUGCUUACCCCCGAGCUGGACACCAUCCCCAUGCCAGACACCAAAGCCCGACCGCUGUCCGAGAGCACCGACACAUUCGGCUUGGCAUCACCUACCACCCCGACGCCAACGAAGGGCGCGAUGAACUUGUUCAAAUGCGACUCGACGUCGCACGAGGGCACGCCUACACCAUUGACCGUCGUCCCCCGCUUUUUGGAGCCGCGCCCGGAUCUCGCCCCUCCUACCCCGGCACUGGCCCGCAUGGGCCCGCUGCCCACACCGUCAAUGACACCGUCAUCGGUCGCUGCGAGUACUCCUGCUGCGAGUGUUUGUAGUUCCCGACGACCCUCCAUUUGCUCGGCCAUGGCGGCAGUGCAACGAAAUGGAUUCAACCGAUGCGCCGUGGACGCCCUUCCGUUUGGCUUCAACACGAACAAGGACAAUGCGCCGUACGGAUACUUGUCACGUCGACCAUCCAUCACCAGCGCAGCCUCCUCGCGCUCCAGCCCCGAGUCGAUGAUCUCCGACCGCUCACGCACCUCGCGAGCCUCUUCCAUCUCCUCCAUCUCGACGGUCUCGUCGACUUCGUCCAUGGCGCCGAAUCGAGCUUGCUUGGCUCGACUGGCGACGUGUCGAGGCGCGAGACUGCCGCCCCCACCUGCGACGGUGGCGGAGGAGAAGGAAGGCUCGUGCGCCAAGCCCAUCGUCAUCUCCGACGACGUGGAGAUGCUGAGCAGUCCCGAUCCCAUCGACUUCACCAUUAGCGAGAAGGUGCUACACACGCCUCACAAGCACAGCAAGCACGCUACCCAGCCCGCCCUCUCCGCUGCUGCUGUUCAUGCGACCGAAAAGUCGCGCAAGCGAGGCCGCACACAGGGCAAUCGCCGCUCGGACCUGCAGGAGGAAGUGCGUCUGGCGUUGGAAGAAGCGCAGGACGAGUUGAUGGAC
Messenger RNA from Neohortaea acidophila, 1839 nucleotides. RefSeq lists its product as uncharacterized. Gene Ontology annotation, molecular function: cyclin-dependent protein serine/threonine kinase regulator activity; protein kinase binding. The annotation marks the transcript as partial. Gene Ontology annotation, cellular component: nucleus; cyclin-dependent protein kinase holoenzyme complex. NCBI's taxonomy places the organism in Eukaryota, Fungi, Ascomycota, Dothideomycetes, Mycosphaerellales, Teratosphaeriaceae. The record is from RefSeq and is a predicted model, not a curated record. Gene Ontology annotation, biological process: regulation of cyclin-dependent protein serine/threonine kinase activity. The transcript is spliced from 2 exons.